AGUGCGAGAUUUCGCUGUUCCGCUUUCCCUGAAAUUCUUUGCUGAUCCGACUUGAGACUGAGAUAAUUCAAGAUGGCUGUCUCAGGCUCCAGAUGAGGGCUUUCUCCUGCUUUGCCCUUGUUGUAUAAAUCUUGUGUCAGUGCUGCCAGUCCCUCACUGCCCCUUUGGAGACACCAUGUCCAACACCUCCUCCUGUUCCUCCUCUGGGGAAACCAGCCCGGAUGACACGCCCCGAGGUGGGGGCACCAUCCGUGUCUACCUCCCUAACAAGCAGCGGACAGUGGUAAAUGUUCGGCCUGGGCAAACUGUCUAUGAUAGUCUAGAUAAAGCCCUGAAAGUCAGAGGCCUAAGCCAGGAUUGUUGUGCUGUCUUUCGCCUUCUUGAAGGCCGGAAGAGACUUACAGAAUGGGACACUGACAUCACACCCCUUGUAGGGGAAGAGCUUCUGGUAGAAGUGCUGGAUGAUGUUCCCCUUACCAUGCACAACUUUGUACGCAAAACAUUCUUUAAGUUAGCAUACUGUGACUUCUGCCACAAGUUCUUGUUCAACGGCUUCAGGUGUCAGACAUGUGGUUAUAAAUUUCACCAGCACUGUAGCAGUAAAGUCCCUACGGUAUGUGUGGACAUGGACACCAUGACAAAACGGUGUCUUCCUAAUACAGAAGAAUGCCCAUCGAUAUUGAUAUAUCCGGCCACUAAUUCCAUAUCACAGAGCGACUUGCCUUUAACUUCAGAUUCUCAUGGAAGGGAUUUGCUGUCGUCAGGGUCAAGCUUCCAUUUGAUCAUGUGUGGAGAGGACGGUCAGUCUCUUCAGAGGCAUCGCUCCACAUCAACCCCCAACGUCCACAUGGUUAGCACGCUGGAGCCUGGCGCUGCUAGCCUCUUGGAGGAGUCAUUCAAAAUCAACCCAAUGGUAUUGUGCACAGGGCAAGAGUCCUCUCCUAAGCCUUCCACUAGCCCACCCCACCUAGGGUCACCAGGAAGAAGACCCCACAAAUCCCCUUCUGAGCCCAAGGAGCGAAAGCAAUCCUCAUCUGAUGAUAAAAAGAAAGUGCACCGGGGAGGUUACAGAGACUCCAGUUACUACUGGGAGGUGCACUCACGGGAGGUGUCCAUGUUAAAGAGGAUUGGAGCAGGUUCUUUUGGGACCGUCUAUAAAGGCAAGUGGCAUGGAGACGUGGCUAUCAAGAUUCUUAAAGUGACAGAGCCCACGCCGGAGCAGCUACAGGCCUUUAAGAAUGAGAUGCAGGUUUUACGAAAAACACGCCACGUCAACAUUCUGCUGUUCAUGGGCUUCAUGACGAAGCCAAAUUUUGCCAUUAUCACACAGUGGUGUGAAGGCAGCAGCCUGUACCGCCACCUGCAUGUUACUGAGACCAAGUUUGACACCAUGCGCCGUAUUGAUGUUGCUCGCCAGACUGCUCAGGGCAUGGAUUAUCUUCACGCCAAGAAUAUCAUUCAUCGGGACUUGAAAUCUAAUAAUAUCUUCCUGCACGAAGGCUGGACUGUAAAGAUCGGUGACUUUGGCCUGGCCACGGUAAAGUCUCGCUGGAGUGGCUCUCAGCAGGUCGAACAGCCCAGUGGCUCCAUCCUGUGGAUGGCCCCUGAAGUGAUCAGAAUGCAAGACACUAACCCAUACACCUUCCAGUCUGAUGUAUAUGGAUAUGGAGUGGUGCUCUAUGAACUGAUGUCUGGGACUUUGCCUUAUUCAAAUAUCAACAACCGCGAUCAGAUUAUUUUCAUGGUCGGUCGUGGGUACUUGUCUCCAGACCUCAGUAAAUUGUCGAGUAACUGCCCUAAAUCAAUGAAGAGGCUCAUCAUCGACUGUCUGAAAUUCAAACGGGAUGAGCGGCCUCUUUUCCCACAGAUCUUGGUAGGGAUCGAGCAGGUCCAGGAUCUGUUGCCAAAAAUCGAGCGGAGUGCCUCUGAGCCCUCUCUACACCGUGCUGUACACGCCGAGGACCUGAACCCACUUUUCCUGCACACCACGCGAGGCUUCCUGCCUCUGUUAGACUCUCAGAGAUGAUUCGCUCUUCUCCCAUCAUUCCCAGCAUGGAAUCCUGAGUUCCUCCCAUUAUUCCACACAUUCCUGAGAGCACCCUAAUUAUUUAAUUGGACCUACAUAUAGUCAAACACACACAUCACGUUUAUCAACUGAUUCAUGCUCCUGUUCUCCUCUUUUUUGGUUCCGGUUGCUCCUCUGUAAAGCUGCCUGUAGAGAAUAUCACAUUCUAUCUGGACCAGCUGCUUUCUAAAACUGAAGCAGGAAAUAAACGUGCUCUCUUACUACACUUACUGGAUUUUAAAAUCCACACAUCAUAUCGUCAAUGUAUCGGCACAAUCUUAAUAUAGCCUCCUUUUUUGAGGUAUAUUUCUAAAUGUGUUAUGGUGGCUUACACAUUACUUUUUUCUACUUUGAGAUUGAAAGUAGCGUUUUAUUUUUAUUUUUUUCUGCAGAACAAGCAAACCAGCAUGGAGAUUGUCUCUUUUUUUCUCUACCUGUUCUCCUAGCUUGAAGUUCAUUGCCCAGCGAUAGCACACGGUGAUGGCUCCAUUCAUCUACAUCAGUCACAGAGACUCUGCUCACACAUCGUUUUGCAGGCAGUUGCUUUUAGUUCAUGGUAACAAUCUUGUGAGCUCAUGGUCAUAAACCAAUUGUAAUUUGUGCUGUCUUUUGAUUCCGUUAUUUUCCAGUUGGGAAAUUUUAUGGAAAAUAUUGCUUAAACUCUUAUCUGGUGUCAGAUUAGGUUGGAUGUACAUGUGACUUGUGACCUUAACAAUUGUGCUGUGCAUUUGUGAUAUUUAAAACAUUUUUUUUUUUUUUUGGCUUUACAUUUGGGCUGCUGCUGUAUGUUGGUCAGCUUUAAAUUUUGUAGCAUAAGGACAUUUCGAGAAAAAGGAACAAAUCCUGUUGGUAUGCUUAAAGCAGUUCACUUCCUGAAGUGACGGGGAAGGAAAAAUAGACGAUUUUUGUUGUUGUUGUUGCUUUGAAAUGAGAACAUUAUGCUUUCUAGACUUAUAAAUUAAUGAUUGUUUGUUUUAAAAUGUCGCAUCUUAAAACUGAGUAACCGUUCACAAACGAAACUAAAAAGGCACAUGAUGACCAUAAGCAGGACUGGUAAACUAGCACUUGACACUUCUUCCCAGUCCGACUUCACACAUGGCGGCCGUUGUUAACCAAAUGCCUUUGUUGCUUGUGGUGUUGGAUGUUUGUAUACAGUCACUUUCUCUGGGUUUCUGCUCUCCUGUGUGAACACAGUCUUAAUUUUGCAGUCACUCAGCAGCUUACAGUUGAUGUCCUCGAGCAGUCUUUGAAUACAUUUCUUAAAUUAGGCUGCAAACUUAAUGCCCGCUGCUGACCUCUGGUUAAUCGACUCUGAAUCUGACCAGUUUCAGUGUUGAGUGAGAUGAUCAAACUUAAGAUGCUCUUUCGUUUCCACAGCCCCCGCUCUCUUAAGGGCUCUAGUAAGAGCAAAAGCAUUUCUUUCAAAUCGAAUUUGUGGCAGCAUGGGGUGAGGGAGUGCUUCUGGAUGCUGUAUUCUUAUGGUUCAUUGGUUCCUUUAUUCACUAAACUCAAAAGCAUGUCUUUUUGAAACAGUCUAGCUGUUUAAUACCAAUAUUAAAGUUCAUUUUCCUCCCAUUCAGCUGGUUUCAAUAGGACUGACUGAAACCUAAAAUGGUGGGGCCUUAUGUGAUCUACAUUUUCCAUCUGCCCUUUUAAUGAAGUCUUAAUAUAUGUAACUUAUUGUUUCAUAACUGACACUUGUACUAAAGGCAGAGCUUUGGUUUUUAUCUAGCAAUAUUCAAAUGGGGCUGGGUUCCCCAUUGAGCUGUACUCAUUCCAAAUAUGAUGCCUAUGGAAGAUUCAUUGGGUGAUUCUAUACCGUUUGUUCAUGAAAGAUAGUUUCACAUCCCCUCAAUGACUAUUGGAAAGGGGAACUUAAUAUGGUAUAGAUUUGACAAACCUGGCUCAUAUAUAUAUAUAUAUAUAUAUAUAUAUAUAUAUAUAUAUAUUACUGGGUGUGUUGUGUGUAAAGUGUUUCUGGCCUCUUGUACAUUGAUGAUGUGGUACUCUCCGAGUGUAUAAUUUUCCUAAGAAACCAGUGGUAAUAAUAUUGUUCUAAAGGAGGUAAUUGAGUUGUCAAGCAUUUGUGGAUGGCACUAUAUGCUUUUCUCUAGUCAUAACGGUUGAGAAAACAAGACUAUCGGUUUAUAUUUGUACAGAUAUGGAUGCACAGCUAGUUCUAUUGCAAUUUGUAAUAGAUUUACCCCCUGGUUUCACAGACAAGGCUUAAGUCUAGUCCCAGACGUAAAUGCAUGUCUGAGCAGGUUUAACUGAAAGCAACUUGCACUGACAUAUCUUAAAAUACUUCAGUGCCAUUUUUUUGUUAUAAGAUUUGCACCAGGUCCUAAUUGAACUAAGGCCUAAUCCUGGCUUAAUCUAAGCCCUGUCUGUGGAACCAGGCUUUAAAGCUAUAAACAAAUUAUAGGGCUUUAAAACUACAGCCUGGAAACCUCAAAUAGAAUUAGACUCCCUCCAAAUUUAAGCCUUACUCGUUCAUUAGAACUGUAACUUCUACCAUUGCCUUAAUGGCUUUAACGUCCCUCUAGAUACAUGUGGGACAAAUACACCCUCCCCCCUCCCAUAUCUUUCUAAGCACCUCAGUUGUUCAAAGCACACUUUUAUAAUUUCCAUCAAGCCCAAAAGAAGAUAAUCAGUAUGAGAUCCAGGAUCUACUUUUGCACAUGAAUGCAAAAGAGUGAAACUUAAGAUCAACAUACAAGCCACCAUUUUUCAGAACACAAAAUAUAAUGAAAGAUCAAUUUUUGUUUAUAGAAGCUAGUUUUGCAUAUUUUAGGUGAACUGCAAUAAUGCGUGUAUAGUUGAAGAGGUCUAUGGGGUGUUUGCGAAAAAUGGUGUAUUCUGCCGUGUACAGUUACUUUUUUUUUUAAGAAAAAGAUUAAAUUGUAUUUGUUUCUAUUUUUUUUGUGUGAUGGUUCAAAAAGAACAAAAUUAUUUUAAAACAUGUAAAGGAAAUCUUAGUCUUUUUUUUGUUUUUUUGGGUUUUAAAUAUUGUGGAGAGGAUUUUGUUCUAAAAAUAAAACCAUUGAAUUCUGA
Molecule: messenger RNA, 5119 nt
Organism: Pimephales promelas (fathead minnow)
Lineage: Eukaryota; Metazoa; Chordata; Actinopteri; Cypriniformes; Leuciscidae
Gene: araf
Product: A-Raf proto-oncogene, serine/threonine kinase
Biological process (GO): protein phosphorylation; MAPK cascade
Cellular component (GO): mitochondrion; cytosol
Molecular function (GO): MAP kinase kinase kinase activity; ATP binding
Source: RefSeq, a predicted model, not a curated record